AGGGAGGUGCGGGGACCGGUGCAAAUUCGUUUGCAGCACGGAUGAUGGCAAAAAUGGGGUACAAAGAAGGCCAGGGUCUGGGUUCGAGUGGACAGGGUAUCGUCAACCCCAUCGAGGUGCAGGCCCGCCCACAGGGUAUUGGGUUGGGUGGUGUGCGCGAGAAGACAAAACAAGCCCGCGAGGAAGAAAAACGCGAGGCAGCACGGAGGGGAGAGGUUCUGGAAGACAGUUCCGAUGAAGAACGGAAGAGACGACAGAAGAGGAGGGAGGAGAAGAAGCAACAGCGAGAUAGCCGCAGUGCGACGGGCACACCGAUACCGCGAGCGAAGCCCAAAUUCCGGACUGCUCGUGAGAUGGAGGAUGAUAUGGCGGGCCUUGAGGUCCCCAAUGUGCUCAAGUCCCUCAUCGACGCCACUGGCAAAGAACAGAGGGUUCUAACGUCCACCGCAGGGCUGAUGGCCCCGCUAGAGUUCGUGAAUGAGAGUGAAGGAGAGGCGCUCAAGAUCGCCCGACGUGCGCGUACAGAUUUGGAAGCUUUUGCGGACGAGUGGAAGGGUCUGACGGAACGCAAGAAUUAUAUCGAGAUGGAGGAGGCCCAGACGGUCGAAGAACUGGACACUCAGCAGCACAAGAUAGACCAGCUCGGACAGCUUAUCGCGGCAGUGGGACAGCUAGAGAUCUUUACUGAGGACGAUACGAUAGCCCGGUUCGAUCAACUCACGGGGAAAUUGGAAUCCAUCGAGUCGGCAUACCGUGAGAUGGUCGAUGACUACCGACUAUCGGAGACUGCUGUUGCUGCCAUCCAUCCUCUCUUUCGCCAGGCGAUGGAAGAUUGGGAACCGCUCAAGGAGCCGACUUUGUUGGUAUCGCAUCUUCGCCGUCUUCUCCCCCUCCUCUCCCGAAAGUCUACCGAAGAAAACAAACACCGGCAGUCUACGUCGCCCUAUGAGACGAUGAUCUACACCUUGUGGUUGCCUCGGGUCCGCUCAGCCCUUCUCAACGACUGGGAUGUCUACGAUCCUGCACCAGCUACCGCUCUGGUCGUGGCAUGGAAAGAAAUUAUUCCGCCGUUCAUCUACACCAACGUUUUGGACCAGCUUGUGGUUCCAAAGCUGAGCAAUGCUCUCAAAGAAUGGAAACCGAGAAGUAGUAGCAGGCGCCAUGGAUCAUCACGUCAGCAUUCCCAGAAAUUCCCAUGGUGGCUCUUCACCUGGUUGCAGUAUCUGGACGAACGCCACACCAACCCGAAGCAUGCCACUGGUCUUCUGUCGGAUGCAAAACGGAAAUUCCGCGUGGUACUGGAUACCUGGGAUAUCCGCCAGGGUCUCAUCAACGGGGUUGAACUGUGGAAAGACGCCCUAGGGUCAGAAUUCGAUGUGUCAUUGCGGAACCACCUCCUGCCGCGCCUGGCCCGUCACCUCCGUGAAGACUUUGAAGUCAACCCGCAAGAUCAAGAUCUGACGGCACUAGAAGACGUAUUGAAGUGGAAGCCAUUCUUCAAGUUGAACGUGAUUGGCCUGCUCCUUGUCGCCGAGUUCUUCCCCAAGUGGCACCAGAUUCUUUACGUCUGGCUGACCAACGACCCCAACUACGAAGAAGUCGCAGAAUGGUUCUCCUGGUGGUGCAGCCAGUUCCCAGAGGAAAUCAAUCAGCUCAAAAUUGUUGAUGAAGAAUGGACAAAGGGCCUCGUUACCAUGGAUCGGGCUUCUCGUUUGGGCGACCGCGCCGCCGCCGAACUCCCCCCGCCAACAGCCACAACAGCAACAACCCAGACAGCCAAGGAGACCGCAGCAGCACAGCCAGCUAUUUCAGAUGUUCCUCCUGCACAAGCUCCACGCAAACCCAAAGUAGCGGAGGAGGUUGCCUUCAAGGACAUCCUGGAGGUCUGGUGCGCCGAGCAGGGUCUGAUUAUGCUUCCCUUACGCGAAGCCCAUCCGCAGAACGGGCAGCCCUUGUUCCGCAUCACUGCCAGCGCAACAGGCAAAGGCGGCGUGGUCGCUUUCAUUCAAGGCGACGUCGUCUGGACACAGAACAAGAAGGCCAAAGACCUCUGGGAACCGAUGGGCUUGGAAGAUCGACUGGUCGAACGGGCAGAGGGGAGAUGAAGGUCACGGGGCUCCUGUAUAUAUUCAAUUUGCCAUGAGUAUGAUAUUUUGCCAUGAGGAUAUCCACAUCAGAAAAGAAUGGCCAAAGACUUAUGACCUGGCCGUGUAGAAUAGUAGCAUAGCAGCAUAGCAGCAUAGCCAUAGUGGCAUAGCUAUCAAAAAUCAUGUGACUCCGACCCCUGAUGAGUC
Penicilliopsis zonata CBS 506.65 is the source of this 2294-nucleotide messenger RNA. RefSeq lists its product as hypothetical. Gene Ontology annotation, molecular function: nucleic acid binding. The coding region runs from base 54 to 2105 and encodes 683 amino acids. The record is from RefSeq and is a predicted model, not a curated record. The transcript has a single exon. Gene Ontology annotation, cellular component: U2-type post-mRNA release spliceosomal complex. Lineage: Eukaryota; Fungi; Ascomycota; Eurotiomycetes; Eurotiales; Aspergillaceae. Gene Ontology annotation, biological process: spliceosomal complex disassembly.